Messenger RNA from Cajanus cajan (pigeon pea), 1305 nucleotides. The record is from RefSeq and is a predicted model, not a curated record. Lineage: Eukaryota; Viridiplantae; Streptophyta; Magnoliopsida; Fabales; Fabaceae.
UCCUGAACUUUAAUCCCUUUGUGCUAUUUGAAUCUUACGAGAUUGAGUGUUUCAAAGAGGCUAAUUGACUCUCUGUAUUCUUCUGCAUGUUGUGAUUAGCAAUAUUGCGGACAAUUUUGGCUGUGGAGUGUGGAGUGUGGAGUGUGGAGUGUGGAGUGUGGACCAUAAUUUAAGGUCAAUCCUAUGUAUUUUCUGAUGCAGUUUGGGAAGCCUCAAAAACUGCAAUAUGGGGCUCAAGGUUUUAAAAAGUAGUCUGUGACAACAAUUGCAGCCUUAUCAUCAAGGAUUUUGGGGUCUUUGUGACCGCAUGAUUGUAUUUGUAAUUGUCUCCAAAUUUUCGUAAUAUCGAGGAUCACAACAAAACUGCAAUGUGACUGCAACCGCAACAUAAAACCUUGAUUGCACUGCAUGUGCAGUUGUAGACAAUUUAAAACCAAUUGCGUGUAUUGCAUGUUAUGUUUUAAUGUCCUUUUUGUGACAUCUAACAUCUGUUUUUCAAAAAUAUAUUUGUGUUUUUCUCAAUAAUAAUUUUCUGGUUUUAGCAAGCUUGGCAAAUUGACUUCAAAUAUGUACUUUGUACUUUGUAGUAUCUAGCUUCCUGACAUUACCAUAGUUUAUUUGAGCUAGAACAUGGGCUUGGUUAUUGAUAUGAUUUUUUUAAUGGGUAUAUUGGUUUGGCAGAGACUAGUUCAGCAUCAGCCUACACAGUAUCCAACAUCAGAGGAGUUGAGUAUUGGAAGGAUCAAGUUUAAGGCUUUUGAUCUUGGGGGUCACCAGAUUGCGCGAAGAGUCUGGAAAGAUUACUAUGCUAAGGUAGAUGCAGUGGUCUACUUGGUUGAUGCAUAUGACAAAGAAAGAUUUGCCGAGUCUAAAAAAGAGUUGGAUGCUCUUCUCUCUGAUGAGUCUUUGACUACUGUCCCUUUUCUUAUCCUCGGAAACAAGAUAGAUAUUCCAUAUGCCGCCUCAGAAGAAGAGUUGCGUUAUCAUCUGGGCCUGACCAAUUUCACCACAGGCAAGGGCAGUGUAAAUUUGUCAGACUCUAAUGUCCGUGCUAUGGAGGUUUUCAUGUGCAGUAUUGUGAAGAAAAUGGGUUAUGGAGAUGGUUUCAAAUGGCUCUCUCAAUACAUCAAAUAGUCCAUGUAAUAAGUAAGAGAUGGCUUGGAAUCCUGUUUCUAGAAGCCUUUUCCUAUAGUUGUGCUAUAGAGAUGUUCUUAGUACAAAUUGCUGUUAAACAUAUUUUGUUCUUAGUACAAAGAAAUUGUUGUUAAAGCCUAAAGGAAAAUGACACUUCUUUCACUGAUUCAU